Molecule: messenger RNA, 981 nt
Organism: Trichophyton rubrum CBS 118892
Lineage: Eukaryota; Fungi; Ascomycota; Eurotiomycetes; Onygenales; Arthrodermataceae
Exons: 1
Coding region: 1-981 (326 amino acids)
Molecular function (GO): riboflavin reductase (NADPH) activity; FMN binding
Source: RefSeq, a predicted model, not a curated record
AUGCUCCCCUUCUCUCGGCCAUGGGGCCAGGGACUCCCAAUACUUCAAGCUACCUAUAACACCACCGUAAGAGCGAGCGCAAUCCCACCAUUCCAUACCCUCUCUCGCAAAUACUACGUGGGCAUAGUACGAGCAAUUGUGUCGAAACAUGUUGAGAGCAUCUCCGAUACCCUCAGCCCAAUCCUGCCACCUAACCUACGAAGUCGAGUCGAUCACGCAAAGUCCGAAAGCACCUCCAGAGCAAACGGCUCACGUACACCCAAUACCAACAAGAAAAAGCCAAUUGAGCUAGAGGAUGAUGUUUCAACUACAGAAAGUCAAAGGGGACUUGAUGCUGAGACGGAUAUCCAGAAUCAAGUCCGGCGGUUGAUGAGAUUAGUACCUCAUCCCGUUGCGAUAGUUACUUCGACUGACCCUAAUUCUCCGCCCACUUCUGCUUUUAGGGGCAUGACGGUGUCGUCAUUCAAUACAGUAACACUGAGCCCAAAGCCGGUGAUAUCAUUUAACGUCAAAUUACCAUCAGAGACGCACAACGCCAUCCGUUUCUCGUCCCGGUUCCUCGUCCAUCUACUCUCUCCUACGGAAGCUAUGGCAAGAUUGGCUCUAGAGUUUUCGAAAGGAUAUGAAAACGUAGCUAAAAAUAAGGAUGAGCAGCAAGCUUCCUUUUUUCGAUUCACUGCUCCCGGUGAUGUUGAAGCAUCACCUUCUUUCCAGAGCGGUGAGCCGCCACGUUUGGUGAUAAAUGGAGCGAAAGCAGGAGAAGAUUCUCAUUUCCCAUUUAUAUUCGAGUGCCAGUGCCUACCACAGACUACGCGAAUUGGAGACCAUGUGAUCAUAUUCGGAACGGUUGUGAAUGUCUUUUCAGAUCAGUCUGUGAAUUUAAACACUGCCCAUUCAGCGAGAGAACUGUGUCUUUCAUAUGCUGACACCAGAUUCUGGGAGAUGGGUGAUGUCAUCCUACCUAGCUCCCUGUCUAAGUAA